This is a messenger RNA of Pogona vitticeps (central bearded dragon), 845 nucleotides long. RefSeq names its product FKBP prolyl isomerase 11 (gene FKBP11). Gene Ontology annotation, biological process: protein peptidyl-prolyl isomerization. Gene Ontology annotation, molecular function: peptidyl-prolyl cis-trans isomerase activity. NCBI's taxonomy places the organism in Eukaryota, Metazoa, Chordata, Lepidosauria, Squamata, Agamidae. Gene Ontology annotation, cellular component: endoplasmic reticulum. The record is from RefSeq and is a predicted model, not a curated record.
UCUGGGGCGGGGAAGAGGGCGCCAGGGGGCGGCGCCAGGGGGUCCCGUCCCCCCCCGUCCCCCGAGGGCCUUAGGUGUCCGCCUGGCAGUUGCCGCGCGUACUUUGGACGCCGCCGCCGCUGCCAACUGGCCGGGCGACCCCCUUCUCCCCUCGCCAUGCUGUCCCGGCGCCGCGCCCACCGCCCGCAUGUCCCCCUCGGCCUCUUCCUCUUCCUCCUCCUCCUCUCGAGCUGUGGGGCUGGGAGCCGGGCGCAGGAGGCGGGCGACGAGCCGGAGAGCCGAAGCGAAACUCCGCUCCGGACGCUGCAGCUGGAAACCCUGGUGGCGCCCCCCGACGGCUGCACGGAGCGCUCGGCGACGGGCGACACGAUUCGAAUCCACUACACGGGUACCCUUGAGGAUGGCCGCAUUAUUGAUACCUCCCUUACCCGUGACCCAUUGCUAGUGGAACUGGGCAAAAGACAAGUCAUCCCAGGCUUGGAACAGGGUCUACUGGACAUGUGUGUGGGAGAGAAGCGGAGAGUCAUCAUUCCCCCUCACCUGGCGUAUGGCAAACGAGGUUCCCCACCAGCUGUCCCAGCUGAUGCAGUCCUGCAGUUUGAGGUGGAGCUAGUCGAGCUCUCCAGAGCCAGCUACUGGCAGAAGACGCUGAAUGAUGUGCUACCUCUGCUCAGCAUUGUGCUUGUCCCAGCACUGCUGGGGCUCAUUGGCUACUAUCUCUACCACAAGGCCCAGGCACCCCGGGUAUCGAAGAAGAAACUCAAGGAGGAAAAAAGAAACAAAGCCAAGAAGAAAUAAAGUCACCCCACCUUUUUUAUAUAUACAUAAAAAAUACAGCUUUGUGG